Molecule: messenger RNA, 1428 nt
Organism: Plasmodium coatneyi
Lineage: Eukaryota; Apicomplexa; Aconoidasida; Haemosporida; Plasmodiidae
Product: RuvB-like helicase
Exons: 1
Coding region: 1-1428 (475 amino acids)
Biological process (GO): box C/D snoRNP assembly; chromatin remodeling; regulation of transcription by RNA polymerase II
Cellular component (GO): Ino80 complex; R2TP complex; Swr1 complex
Molecular function (GO): ATP binding; ATP hydrolysis activity; DNA helicase activity
Source: RefSeq, a predicted model, not a curated record
AUGCAGAUCAAACUAGCCAGCGUGAACACGUCAAGCGACGCAAAGAAGGAAAGGGUAAACAUCCAUAGUCACAUCAAGGGGUUGGGCGUAAACACAAAUAUAUACCUGCACGAAAAUGACGUGAAUUUAACGGAUGAGAGGUAUUCGAUGUUCUUCGACAAUUCGUGUGGACUCAUUGGGCAAUUCAAAGCGAGGGAAGCAUCCUUAUUCCUUGUGGAUUUAAUAAAGCAAAAAAAGCUAGCUGGGAAGUGUAUCCUGUUAGCGGGUCCAAGUGGAAGCGGGAAGAGCGCCCUAGCAAUCGGGAUAAGCAGAGAAAUAAAUAAAAAAAUGCCCUUCGUGUUUUUAUCAGGUUCCGAAGUGUACAGUAACGAAAUAAAAAAAACGGAAGUCAUUUUAGAAGCCUUCCGAAAAAGCAUACACAUAAAAAUAAAGGAUGAAAAAUUGGUGUACGAAGGAGAGGUGGUAGACAUGGUGGUGGAAGAAAAUGAGUGCAUGUAUUCGCUAAAUAAAGCUAAACAGAUUAACGCCAUUAUUAUUACCCUAAAAACGGUCAAGGGUGCAAAGACGUUGAGAUUGGCCCCGAAAAUACAUGAACAAAUUGUUAGGGAAAAAAUAAAAAUUGGAGAUGUCAUUUAUAUCGAAACGAACACAGGACAUGUGAAAAGGUUAGGUAGAUGUAAUGUCUACUCGAAGGAGUACGACAUUGAGUUUGAUGAGUACGUAUCUCUACCUAAGGGGGAGGUUCACAAAAAGAAGGAAGUCGUACAACAAAUUUCCUUGCACGAUAUUGAUCUAGCUAAUGCGAACCCAACAGUAGGCGAAGAUCUAGCUUCCGUCUUGAACUCCUAUUUGAGACCUAAAAAGACAGAAAUUACGGAAAAGUUAAGAAUAGAAAUUAACAAAACAGUCAAUAAAUUUUUAGAAAUGGGACUAGCCGAAAUUAUACCGGGGGUUCUAUACAUAGACGAAGCACAUAUGUUAGACAUAGAAUGUUUCUCUUACCUAAAUAGGGCCAUAGAAUCGCCUCUAGCUCCAAUUGUUAUAAUGGCCACGAAUAGAGGUAUCUGUACAGUUAAGGGCACAGAUAAUAUUGAACCGCAUGGGAUUUCCGUGGACCUACUAGAUAGGCUUAUCAUCGUCAAAACGUUUCCAUACACACUGACAGAAAUUGUUCAAAUUUUAGCUCUACGGGCCAAGACGGAAAAGAUCAAUAUUAGUGAAGAGGGGAUGAAUUAUCUAGCCAAAAUUGGCAGCCAGUCCUCCCUCCGUUUUGCCAUGCUGCUGUUGGAGCCCUCUAGAAUUAUGGCCAGCAUUGAGGGAAAAACGGUUAUCGAUGUAAAGCACAUUGAGCAGGCCGACGCUCUGUUUAUGGAUGCCAAGACUUCUGCGCAUAGGGUGGCUGAGCAGUUCAACAAAUUCGUCAAUUGA